AUGGUGUCUAGUUCUUUUACGGUUAUAGCAUGUGAUCUAUGUUGGAGGCUUCGAUCGGCGGCUCGAGAGGUAGAACGGGGCUCGCCGGAACCGGUUGGAGUUAUGGUCCGGCACGCAUUAGGUCUCGUUGGGUUUGUGCGAGUUGCCGUGGGUGAGAUGAGCUACCGAGAGAAAGGUAUGCAAGGGUCUAUUUUAAUGUAUCACAACAUGCGACAACGAGUUACACUUCUACUAGAGAUAAAGCGAGUAACGGAUACUUAUAAAGAAGCAAAUUCCAACUCUACUACCUCUAUUAGAGAUAAAGCGAGAACGGUUGGACACAAAGAUGAAUUGCACUUGGAGGUUGUACGGGCUAUCUUGGCACGUAGCUAUGCUCUUGCAUUUGAU
Molecule: messenger RNA, 387 nt
Organism: Dovyalis caffra
Lineage: Eukaryota; Viridiplantae; Streptophyta; Magnoliopsida; Malpighiales; Salicaceae
Source: the annotation of a GenBank genome assembly